Phragmites australis (common reed) is the source of this 2188-nucleotide messenger RNA. Its product is annotated as 65-kDa microtubule-associated protein 1-like. The record is from RefSeq and is a predicted model, not a curated record. Gene Ontology annotation, molecular function: microtubule binding. Bases 241 to 1995 code for a protein of 584 amino acids. Gene Ontology annotation, cellular component: spindle; cytoplasm. Lineage: Eukaryota; Viridiplantae; Streptophyta; Magnoliopsida; Poales; Poaceae. Gene Ontology annotation, biological process: cytokinesis by cell plate formation; microtubule cytoskeleton organization. The transcript is spliced from 10 exons.
CCUUUUUCUCCGUUCCCUGUCAACCCGCCUCUGACUCCAUCCCCUUCUCUAUCGGCGGCCGUCACCGCCGCUCGCACUCGCAGCAAACGCGGCACAAGACGCCACGCCGCGCCGCCCGCUCGCGCACUCCACCCCGAGUCUCCGGCGAGUCCCCUCGCGAGGGCUCGAGCGCCAACAGGAGGAGGAGGAGGCGAGAACCCUAGGCCCGGCGCCGGCGGCCCGCAAGAUUGUUGAGCUAAAAUGGGAGUGGCAGGUCACAAUGAUCCAUUGUUAGGUGAAACCACAUGUGGAUCUUUGCUGCAGCAACUUCAGCUGAUCUGGGAUGAGGUUGGUGAGAGUGAUGAUGAUCGCGACACGAUGUUACUUCAGCUCGAGCAGGAAUGCUUAGAUGUUUAUAGGAGAAAGGUUGAUCAGGCUUCUAGUUCCAGGACAUGUCUCCUUCAACAACUCGCCAACUCCAAGUCUGAGCUGGCUAGACUUCUUUCUGCACUAGGAGAGCUGUCUGUUUCUGGCAUUCCUGACGAGACAACUGGUACAAUCAAGGAGCAACUAGCAGCUAUAUCACCUUCCUUGGAACAACUCUGCAGGAAAAAAGAGAGUAGGGUGAAGGAGUUUGCUGAUGUACAACUUCAGAUUCAGACACUACGUGGUGAAAUCGCUGGGAAUCUACAAGUUGGUGACCACUUGGAUACACCCCAUGUUAAUGAGGACGAUCUUUCAGUGAAGAAAUUAAAUGAAUUUCUUUCUGAACUACAAGCCCUACAAAAGGAAAAGAGUAAUAGGCUCCACAAGAUUCUCGAAUUUGUGAGUUCAGUGCAUGAUCUCUGUUCUGUACUUGGGAUGGAUUUCUUGAUCACUGUUACUGAAGUUCAUCCUAGUCUUGAUGACUCUAUUGGUGUUCAGUCCAAGAGCAUUAGUGAUGAAACAUUAUCCAAGUUAUCAAAAAUGCUGAUUGGACUUCAAGAAGAAAAAGCAAAGAGGUUUGCACAGAUUCAAGCCCUAGCUUCCCAGCUAUCUGAUCUUUGGAACUUAAUGGACGCUCCUGUGGAGGAACAGCAACCGUUUCAUCAUGUCGCAUGCAAUAUGUCCUUAACAAUGGAUGAAGUGACAGUUCCAGGAGCUCUGGCUCUUGAUGUGGUUGAGCAGGCUGAACGUGAAGUUGAAAGGCUGGAUCAGCUGAAAGCUAGUAGGAUGAAGGAUAUUGCAUUCAAGAAGCAGACUGAACUUGAAGAUAUAUAUGCCCGGGCUCAUAUUGCAAUAGAUUCUAGUGCCGCAAGAGAUAGAAUAAUGUCUAUUAUUGACUCUAAUAGUUUUGAGCCUUCGGAACUACUUGCUGAUAUGGAGAGCCAGAUACUUAAAGCAAAAGAAGAGGCCUUAAGCAGAAAGGACAUACUGGAGAGGGUUGACAGGUGGAUGUCAGCAUGUGAAGAAGAGAGCUGGCUUGAAGACUAUAGCCGGGAUGAUAACAGAUACAGUGCAACUAGGGGUGCACAUCUGAAUCUGAAGCGUGCAGAAAAAGCUCGUGUUUUGGUCAAUAAAAUUCCAGCUAUUGUUGACACGCUAGUUGCAAAGACCCGGGCAUGGGAACAAGAGCAGGGCAUGCCGUUCAUCUAUGAUGGCGUUCUGCUCCUUGCAAUGCUGGAUGAAUACAAAAUUCUGAGGCAGGAGAAGGAAGAAGAGAAGCGGAGAAUGAGGGACCAUAAAAAGAUGAAUGAUCAGCUAGCCGCUGAACAGGAGAAGCUGUUCGGGUCAAAACCGAGCCCAGCUCGGCCCCAGUCCUCAAGGAAGGUGGCUGGUGCCCGGGUAAAUGGUGGAGCCGCUAAUGGCACGCCGGUCCGGAGGCUGUCAGCCCUCCAGAGUGGCGGCAGGACCGCGAGCCGGGACGGGCGAAGGGACACAGGCAGGCCGGCGGCUCCGGUGAACUACGUCGCCAUUGCCAAGGAUGACGCGGCCUCGCAGGUGUCCAGCAACCACACGGGGCCGUCCACCCCCUGACCCCAUGUCGUCUGGUGAUUGGUCCAUGAUUGGUGGUACCUGGCGGUCACAGCGUUAGAGAUAUAUAUCUGUGCAGUAGUCAGUAUCAUAGCUAGGCGGGGUUGGCUCGCUGGUGGUUUCUUCUCCGGUGACGUUGUCGUCCUCUAGAUCGGAUGCAGGUGCUAUGGAAAGUUGAAACAAACAGAGCUGGAUA